Fusarium subglutinans is the source of this 966-nucleotide messenger RNA. RefSeq lists its product as uncharacterized. The record is from RefSeq and is a predicted model, not a curated record. The transcript has 2 exons. NCBI's taxonomy places the organism in Eukaryota, Fungi, Ascomycota, Sordariomycetes, Hypocreales, Nectriaceae. The coding region runs from base 1 to 966 and encodes 321 amino acids.
AUGGAGAAUUACGCCGCAAUUGCCGAGGCGAAUAAGCUGCGAAGAAAGCUGCAGAACCGGAAGAAUCAGAGAGCUCGUCGACAACGGAUCAAGGGUAAAGACUUUGAGAUAGAUCAGAUAUCCACUUCAUUUGAGGUCAGGCGCUGGCGUGUUGACGAGGUUAUUGAUGACUCUCCCCAAGAUGAGGAAAAAGACUCAACAGCCGUAUCUGUAUCCUAUCCUCCGUCCUAUACGCCUCACUGCACAAGGAAGGAUACCUCAGCUGUUGAACCGCCAUCAUCUACCGAUCAAAUCAUGACCAUACACUCAACACCCAAGCCCAUCAACGCCAACUUCCCCCUCCCGUCUGACCAGCUCCUCCAUCUCAUCCAAUUCAACGUCUACCGCGCCUUCAUAUCCAUCAAACGCACCAUAAACACAAUAUCACUAGACCCAACAACCUGUCCCGUCUUUGGCCCCUGCCUAGACGAUACAACCCGCUACCCCCCAAACCCCAAUAUUCCUUCUUCUUUGGCCCCUACCACACUGCAGCUAUCUCAAUAUCAUUUCCCCUGGAUCAACAUUAUGCCUUUCGCCCGCCUGCGAGACAAUCUUAUACGACGCGAAGGCCGGUUUGAUAAUUUUGAACUUUGGCGCGAUCUCGUUGGUGAUCUCAUGAGCUAUACUGCUGCGCCUUGGCAGCGAGGAACACCGUUUAGCUUCUCUGCCAGCACCGAACAACCGCGAGGCCUGGCCUUGGAGAAUUAUGUAGAUACAGACGAACUCACGGCCGGACGCAACGGACUUAUUAUUUGGGGUGAGCCGCAUGACACGCAGAGUUGGGAGGCAACACCUGGUUUUCUGACGAAGUGGUCAUGGGCAGUUGAGGGCUGUGAAGAGCUCGUGGAGAUCAGUAAUCGCUGGAGGAUGAGAAGAGGGGCGGAGCCAAUGCGCCUGUCAAUGUCGACAUUGGAGACGAAUGGCUGA